AAGCCAACGCACAGGUGAGUCUCACUCAAACUCUCGCUUUCGUUGAUCCAGUUCGAAUAUAAAAAAAGAAUUUAUAUAAAAUGUUCAAGUUCCUACCUUUGUUCGUCCUGGCUGUGCUGGCUGUCGCCCAGGCCCUGCCCGUUACCGAGAAAGAGGAAGUCGUGCCCAUUCUGAGCUCGGAGGUCAGCAAAAGCGAGGAUGGUUCCUAUAGGUCCUCCUACGAGUCUGGCGAUGGCACCAAACGCGAAGAGGUGGCGACCCUGGUGGAUGCCGGCACCGAAGACGAGGCACUCGAGGUCAAGGGCUCCUACAAGUACCUGAAUGAGUUCGGCGAAACCGUUGAGGUCUUCUACACAGCGGGCCGGAAUGGCUUUGUGCCCUAUGGCUCCAUCAUUAAUCCCGAUAUCACGGCCGUGGCUGAGGCAGCCAAGGAUUUGCCCAACAACGUUGACACUGAAUUGGAGUCGAAGGUGAAAUAUAGCCAGUGAAUUAGUUAUGUAACAUAAUAAAGAUGCCAAUAAAAUUUAACACGAAAAACAUCAAA
Messenger RNA from Drosophila navojoa, 544 nucleotides. RefSeq names its product larval cuticle protein 65Ag1. Gene Ontology annotation, molecular function: structural constituent of chitin-based larval cuticle. NCBI's taxonomy places the organism in Eukaryota, Metazoa, Arthropoda, Insecta, Diptera, Drosophilidae. The record is from RefSeq and is a predicted model, not a curated record. Gene Ontology annotation, cellular component: chitin-based extracellular matrix.